Sinocyclocheilus rhinocerous is the source of this 1510-nucleotide messenger RNA. Its product is annotated as sphingomyelin synthase-related protein 1. The record is from RefSeq and is a predicted model, not a curated record. Lineage: Eukaryota; Metazoa; Chordata; Actinopteri; Cypriniformes; Cyprinidae. Gene Ontology annotation, biological process: ceramide biosynthetic process. Bases 275 to 1399 code for a protein of 374 amino acids. Gene Ontology annotation, cellular component: plasma membrane; endoplasmic reticulum membrane; Golgi membrane. The transcript has 7 exons. Gene Ontology annotation, molecular function: sphingomyelin synthase activity; protein binding; ceramide cholinephosphotransferase activity.
UGUUGCGAAGCCACGACUUCAAACAUGAAACUCAUCAGAAACCCAGCAGCGAGGGUGUAAUUCCACCUGCUGACCAGCGGAUGUCGCUGUGCGCACGGCAGCGGAAGUGACCUCAUCUGCAGUGUUUACACACUGAAACACGCUCUUUCACAGCUGUCAGAUCGACUGUGCUCGUCUAGCCGGGUCAGGGCGCGAUGAGUUACCGCAGAUGCCGCGACAGAGUGACAUUCAGGAGAUUCAUCGCGAUUCGGAGUGAUUAACUUCCUGUGAGAGGAUGCGCGAGCGAGAGAUGGCCGGUAACGUACAUCACUGGACCCCGAAGCACGUGGGCCGCUGGCUGCGUGAAGAGGGCUUCUGCGAUUAUGUGGACCUGCUGUGUAACAAACACCGUCUGGACGGAACCAGCCUGCUGACGCUGAGCGAGUACGACCUGCGCUCUCCUCCGCUGGAGCUCAAGGUCCUGGGAGACAUUAAACGGCUGAUGGUUUCUCUCAGGAAGCUGCAGAAGCAGAACGCCGAUGUGUUAGAGGAGCUCGGUCUGUCCUACGACGGACACUCGUCUCAGAGCAGCACAGGUGGAGUGGACUGGCUGUGUAACAGUGAGUCUGCGCGGGAUUGCGAUACCGUGUUGGACACGUUGAGCAGUGAUCAGUAUCAUCAGUACAACAACGGCAAAUACAAGCAGCAGCCGCGGAGACUGGACCCCGAGUACUGGAAGACCAUCAUGAGCUCCGUCUACGUGGUCUUCGUCUUCGGCUUCACGUCCUUCGUCAUGGUGAUCGUCCACGAGCGAGUGCCAGACAUGAGGACGUACCCGCCGCUGCCUGACAUCUUCCUGGACAGUGUACCCAGAAUCCCCUGGGCUUUUGCGAUGGCUGAGGCCUGUGGCGUGAUCCUCUGUUCUGUUUGGCUGCUAGUUCUGCUGCUUCAUAAACACUGUGAAAUAUACGGUGGCAUGUGGGCGAAGCUGCAGCGCGCCGUGGCCAUAUGGAGCGGCUUUGGCAUGACGCUCACCGGAGUGCAGACGUGUGGAGAUUACAUGUUCAGCGGACACACCGUCGUUCUCACCAUGCUCAACUUCUUCGUCACUGAAUACACGCCGCGCAGCUGGAACUUCAUCCACACGCUCUCCUGGGUCCUCAACCUGUUCGGCAUCUUCUUCAUCCUGGCAGCACACGAGCACUACUCCAUCGACGUCUUCAUCGCCUUCUACAUCACCACCAGACUCUUCCUGUACUACCACACGCUGGCUAACACUCGCGCCUACCAGCAGAGCCGCCGCGCACGCAUCUGGUUCCCCAUGUUCUCCUUCUUCGAGUGCAAUGUUAACGGACCUGUUCCAAACGAGUACUGCUGGCCAUUCGCUCGCCCCGGCUUCCUCAGACGCCUCAUCGGCUGAUUCUCCACAGACGCUGCUGAUUCUUGUGUUGCCAUGAUGAAGAGGAGGCCAAAACCUCUCGAUCAACACACUCUUACACACACACACACACACUCACACGCGCACACUCAC